UCUCGGGGCGCUUUGAAAUGCACGUUGUCCACGCCGAAUUGACCGAGCUUCGCGCAGGUACAUAUGACGGAUUCAAAUUCACACCACGGAACGUGGUGCCUUGGCUCUUCCGGAAUUACAGAGAGAAUCAAGCAGCCUCGUAUCGUGCAAGACGGCGAAAUAUUUACCUUUGGCAAGACAGUCGAGAAGAACGGCCAGCUCUACCACCCUGAAAAAGUAUCGAUCAAGCUCGUUUACGACGAUGUUUACCCUGACGAAGAAGCCGGGAUUGGGAAUGGAUACGACGACGUCAGUCAAGGCGCCCCUCAUACGAAUCGUUACGGCCUCCUUGACGACGAAAUGUCGGACGUAGAUUCCAUUUAUAACGACAGCGCCGAGCAUACCCCAAGUCAGUUCGUCUCCCAUUUCGCAGACGGAUUCUUGGAUGUUAUUGGCAAUGAUGGCCCUGAAGAACCAUCGAGCGCCCCUCCUUGUAACCCUUGCAGCCCGGGGAGCCCCUCGCCUAUUCUGAGUUCUUCGUGCUAUUCCACUGGGGACGUGGAUCGUCAAGUCGUCCUUUCCAAACCUGUUUCUUCCAUCCGUAACCUUCUCCAUUACGACUACGAUUUGUCCCACGAGCCUUCACCUGCGCCUUCACCAUCUCAGCACGAGGAGGACAUGAUUAUGUCGGGUUCUGAGGCCAGUGAUUCUGAGAGCUCUGAGUCUGAGGAUUCUCUGUUAGAUGACUUUUAUCCGCAGCAACUUGAGGGGCCAUUUAUUUCUGGGAAGGUUGGUGAUAUGAAAGAGAGCCUCAAAGUCGAAGGGGCCUCCACGACGCCGCACACCGAGAAGAGAAUCGCAGAUCUGGAGAAGAAGCUAGCAGAAGUUGCAGCUGACUUGGAAUGCACUUUCCGGGAUAAUCGUAUGGUCAUCCAUGAAAUGGAAGAUGAGCGAAGCGAACUUCUUCACGAGCUUGAACAUCUUCGGGCAGACGCUGUCGAUAUGAAGCUGGAAGACAUCAGCGGCAUUCUUCUUGAUAUUCGUCGUAUUGCGGCUGAACAUCAAACAAAACUCGACACCCAUCUGAAUGCCGUUCAUGAGAAGGAAUUGAUGGUGGCUUCCGCGACGAGUUCUCCUGUCAAGAAAUCUCGCAAACGCGUCAUUGAAGAGGUAGAUUGGGAUGAGGGUUCCGAGGUUGAGGUUGAACCUCAACCCGCUACUAUUCACGUCGAGGCGAGCGCCCAAGCAGACGCCAUCGAGGAACAGGCAUCUCCUGUCUGGGGGAGGAGGACCCCAUCUCCACCUGUGGUUUGUCCGACUCGAUCGAUUCGCUGACAUUGACGGCCCUUCACCUGCUAAACGUGCGCGAAUCGAAAUUGUGAUCCCUUCUGCGGCGGGUGUUCUAGCUGGUGCUGUUGCUGGGGGUAUCCUCACCUGGGCU
Molecule: messenger RNA, 1420 nt
Organism: Cantharellus anzutake
Lineage: Eukaryota; Fungi; Basidiomycota; Agaricomycetes; Cantharellales; Hydnaceae
Exons: 8
Coding region: 64-1314 (416 amino acids)
Source: RefSeq, a predicted model, not a curated record